This is a messenger RNA of Pseudozyma flocculosa PF-1, 810 nucleotides long. RefSeq lists its product as uncharacterized. Bases 1 to 810 code for a protein of 269 amino acids. NCBI's taxonomy places the organism in Eukaryota, Fungi, Basidiomycota, Ustilaginomycetes, Ustilaginales, Ustilaginaceae. The record is from RefSeq and is a predicted model, not a curated record. The transcript is spliced from 3 exons.
AUGCGUGCCCUCCGCUCCUCGACAGCGGUGCUGCUGCCGCUCGUCGCUGGGCUUCUCUCGCUCGCCGUCUGGGCAACGCCUCCUCCGCAGCGCCCCGGCGGGUGGCUGGGACAUGACCUCAUGCGCUACUACGCCUCAUUCGAGGAUCUCAUCGCCGGCCAACUCGCACGCUGGUACUGCUUCGGUCGUGGUCGGCUCGCGGUCUCGUCACAGGAGCACGUCUGGUCGAGUGUUGCCUCGCCGCCGGCUGCGAUGCCACCGCUCACUGUCCCGACCUGGCUGCCACCUGACAUGAUCCGAAGGGCGGCGGGCGAAGCCAAAUUCGGCGACCCGGUCCUCUUUGACGACCUCCAGACUCAAGUGCUGGAACGGCUUCGGCCGCACGUUGCGCCAGACGAGUUCACGCAAAGGAACCUGCAUCGGCUCAUCCGCUUCGAUCCACCUCCUGCCGGGUGGCUGGACUACGAGCAUAAGGCGCGGGUCGUGCGAACCGUCAGCCGCCGUACGAGGGGCGGGGACCUCAACCUGUGGCUGUUUCGAAACGUCGACACGCCAACCCACACCAUCAUGUUCUUCCACGACCUCGUCGUCCGCGCCGCGCUCGCCGGCCGCGACAUCUUCACCGUCCGCAGCUACACCGCCUUUGCCAUUCCCCGCUUCCCAAACGGGCUCAUGGUCUUUGUCGGGCAGGUCCACGUCAACGAAGUCCUCGUGUCGCGAAAGCCGCCCGCGGUCCCCAUCGCGUUUGCCCCACGCCCGGCUACGGGCGACAUCGGGAGCGCAAGCAGCGGUCAUGAUCCCGACUCUUGA